Messenger RNA from Carlito syrichta (Philippine tarsier), 1344 nucleotides. Its product is annotated as KIAA0513 ortholog. The transcript has 12 exons. NCBI's taxonomy places the organism in Eukaryota, Metazoa, Chordata, Mammalia, Primates, Tarsiidae. The coding region runs from base 29 to 1183 and encodes 384 amino acids. The record is from RefSeq and is a predicted model, not a curated record.
CCAGGCGUUCCCCCAGCUGCCCCGUGCCAUGGAGGCCGCGGAGGUCCCCCUGGGCUCCCUCAUCGACUUUGGGCCCGAGCCCCCCGCUGCCUCGCCCUUGGAGACCCCGCCCCCCACGCUGCCUGAUGGGGACGGCUCCCUGGGGGAUGGCGCUUCAGAGAGUGAGACCACCGAGUCGGCGGACAGCGAGAACGACAUGGGCGAGUCGCCCUCACACCCGUCCUGGGACCAGGACCGCCGCUCCUCCUCCAACGAGUCCUUCUCCUCCAGCCAGAGCUCCGAGUCCGCGCAGGACGAGGAGGCCCUGGCGCUCCGGGACUUCAUGCGCAGCUACGUGGACAAGAUCUUCUCCGGGGGGGAGGACUUGGACCAGGAGGAGAAAGCCAAGUUUGGAGAGUACUGCAGCAGGGAAAACGGGAAGGGCCGAGAGUGGUUUGCCCGAUACGUGAGCGCCCAGCGCUGCAAUUCCAAGUGUGUCUCGGAGGCGACCUUCUACCGCCUGGUGCAGUCUUUUGCAGUCGUGCUGUUCGAGUGCCACCAGAUGGACGACUUCGGGCCAGCCAAGAAUCUCAUGACCAUGUGCUUUACCUACUACCACAUUGGGAAGCCGCAGGCGCCGCCGGUGGAGCCGCGGGAGAGGCCGGCGGGCAGCCUGGACGCCUACCUGCGCUCGGCCAACAGCUGGCUGGCGGAGAAGAAGGACGUGGCCGAGCGGCUGCUGCGCACCUCGCCCUGGCAGUCGGCAGUCCUGGCGUCGACCGUCAUCAAAAUCUUGCGGACACUAAAUGUCCGCAGUCCCAUCUCAGUGAGGGAGGAAGAGAACAAAGCCAAGGAGAAGCCGCAGAGGACGGUGACCGUGCACAGCCCAGAGGACGAGCGGAAGGGGGAGAAGGUCUACUUGUACACACACCUGAAGCAGCAGCCCAUCUGGCACACGCUGAGGUUCUGGAACGCGGCCUUCUUCGACGCCGUCCACUGUGAGCGGAGGAAGCGGUCCCCCACCACCAGAGGGGAUGCUGGAGAGGAGGAGGAGAAGAGCACGUUCACGCACAACAUGCUGGCCUUCGGGCUGAACCAGAAGCUCUGCCAGGACUUCCUGAAGAAGCAGGCGGUCAUCGGGCACCUGGACGAGGAGCAAUACAAGCUGCUUAGUGACCACAUUGAGCAAAUGGCCACUGAGUAGGCCACGGAGGCUGCAGCCCCAGGAAGAGGAGGGUCUCCAUGUUCUCCCGGACCUGGUGACCGGCCAUCAACCUUUACCCGACCACCCUGCAUGACACCAGCAGCACCCAGCACACUCCUUGCUGCCUAGAACUAGCUGUUAGAAGACUCCGGCCACCCGUC